AUGGAGGUUUCGAAGGUUGAGGAACGGCCGGCGGUCGAAGUGAGGAACGGCCGGGCGUCGAAGGUGGAGGAAGGCCGGGCGUCGAUCGACAGUGAGGGAACGAGGAGUCGAAGCGAUGGGAACGGCGGCGCGUCGAAGGUGAGGGAACGCAGGAGGUCGAAGCGUGAGGAACGAGGGAGGUCGAAAGGUGAGGAACGGCCGGGCGGUCGAAGUGAGGGACGAGAGGUCGAAGACGAUGAGCAUUUAAAAUUCUGCUGUCGCAGCUGUUCUUCACAAAGGCCAACAAUUCUUAGCCUCGUGUGGUAUGGCAAGGUAGUGAUUGAACUCGUUCCUCAAUUGACGAUGGAGCGCAUGCUCUAUCUUACAAGAAUCACACGUGCUGGUGAUUUUGACACCACACCUGCACCAUCCUCUGUGAUGUCCAUGUUAGGCACAAAAUGCAUUGACAAGAACUACAAGAACACUCAGUGGUACUGGAGUCGCGGAAAGCAGCCGUGCAAAAGCAUUGGUGACUUCGACAGCCCCAUCGUUGAGGAGCAGAUGAUCAGUGCCAAUCACAUCAUCUUCAGUUUCCAGAUUCCUAUUCCUAAGGAUGGCUAUCCCCUGGACUAUUCCCGCUGGCAACAGAACCUAAUUGCAAUGCUGCAUCUGGAUAUUCUCUAUGAUGAUGAGGAUGAAGUGGCACCAGAUGCCGUGAUGACCCUAGAUGCUCGCUUGGGCUACAGCAAUCGGGGCGAUCCAGAGGGACAGUGGACAGAAUAUGCCUCGUCUGUUGAGCAGCGGCAUUUAGACUGUUGUAUUGAACAGAAAAAGCCAGGUUACAUGUAUAAUUGCUCGCAUGUGCCACUCUUUGAACUGGGAUCUCUACACCAUGACUUCUAUCUCUUGAAUGUCCGUCUGCCAGUGGACAUGUUAGAUACAUCCGAAAAAACUGGUAUGAACACAAAACUCGGCCACAUCAAUGACAUGUGGGUUGCGUUCAUCCACCAAAAUGGAGGGUUCACCAAAGUGUGGGUGUCCCUCAAGACCAUCUUCUUCCCGAUUAUCGUGGCCAUCAUGGUCUGGUUCUGGCGUCGCAUCUCGCAGCUUUCCCGUCCACCAGCACUCUUAGAGUACAUGCUGAUGGUGCUCGGUGCUGCUCUCACACUACUGAAUUGUCCACUGGAGUACCUGACCUUAGCAUUCGACUGCCCGUGGAUGACUGUGGUCAGUGACAUCAGGCAGGGACUUUUCUAUGCCUCCCUGCUCUCAUUUUGGCUUAUCUUUGCUGGUGAACAUCUGAUGAUUGCGGAUGACAUUGAGCGUAACCGCAUUCGUGUCUAUUGGCGUCACCUGAGUGCUGUCCUCGGAGGGUGUCUGUGUCUCUUCAUCUUCGAUAUGUGCGAACGUGGAGUGCAGCUGCGCAAUCCCUUCUAUUCCAUCUGGGCAACAGAAAUCGGAACUAACUUGGCUCUGGCCUUUAUUAUCUUGGCAGGCGUUUGCGCUGGUCUCUACUUCUGCUUCCUCUCAUACAUGAUAUGGAAGGUGUUCAUGAACAUAAGCAGCAAACGCCAGUCACUCCCAGCGAUGUCUUCAGCACGUCGGCUUCACUAUGAAGGCAUUAUUUACCGUUUUAAGGUCUUGAUGCUUGCAACUCUUCUGUGUGCAGCAAUGACUGUGAUUGGGUUUAUCCUUGGACAGGUUUCGGAGGGACAGUGGACCUGGGACGAGAACAUCAAGCUGGAAUACACAAGUGGCUUCUUUACGGGGGUUUAUGGCAUGUGGAACAUUUACACCUUCGCUCUCAUUUGCCUCUAUGCUCCUUCACACAAGCGCUGGCCAAAGGAUCAAAACUGGCCCAUAUCAGACUCCUGUGGUCUAGCCUCAAUUCACGGAGCACUUUUGGCACGAGAUACGCAGAGUAGCACAGGGGAGGAGAUCGAAUUCAGUCGCCUGGCCACAGAACCAUCAGAAAUGUCAUCCCUUACUGCCUUCACCAAGAAGUCCGCUACUGACUAAAAAGAAUGGUUGACAGUCACAGCAUUAUAUGAAAAUACUCAGAAUCUUGGAAUCUCCAUGAUGAAUAUCACUUAUGUGUGUAGAUGUACUAUUGUCUGCCUCUUCAAAGCUUUUUGUGUGACAAAUAAGCACUUUUCUGUAAGAUUUUUAAAAGUACCUGAAUGCUAUGACACAGUUUUUCACAUCUCUAAUCAGCACAACACAGCUUACGCUAUUCACAAUAUCAGCAGUUGACUUUUUAAUAUUCUACUUUUCUUUCUCUUUAUUUUAAAUGUCAUUGGGUCAUCAUUUAAAAAUGUACAGAGAACUCAUUGUAAAAUGUCACUUUUUCAAGGGUAUGGAUUGCAUCAGUGGUAUUAUAAAAGUGUAUUGAUCAUUAGCUUCCUGAAUGCCUGCUUUUGGAAGAUUUGAAUGAGCUGAUACACAGGAUCAAGUAACAAAGAGUAUCGUCCAUAUAAUAAAUUUUUAUAGAGUAAAAGAGACUCCAUUUCAUAAAACACUUGAUUGCUUUUUCCUGUAUAUCACCAAAAUUCAUGUUCAGAUUAUGCCUAAGUUAAGGCUAGGGACCUCUUUUAAGUAUUAAUGUCAGAUAGAUUCUCUCUAUUAAAAUCUUAGUAUUAGUGUCUGUAUUUGGUGUUUUAGAUAAUGUAAAAGAUGCUAAUGCUGUAGUACUAGUGUUUGAUAUGUACUUUGUGAUGUGUAGUGACCAUAUUAUUUUCAACCUUUCUUAUCUCAAUAUAUGUUGUGUUGACCUUGACCACCCAUUUUUUAAAACUAAUGUAUAAUUUGAAGCGAUUGAUAUCAUCUUUUGGGAGGGAAGAAGAUCGAGACUUGAAGUAAGUAACAUAAGGGGAAAAGCCUCUUUUCAGGUUGUUGAUUUUAAGGCACAAACCAAUCAAAACUGCAGGUACAUUACAAGGGAGUGCCACAUUAAGAUAGUUCUGCAAGGGAGUGACACACUAAGGUAGUUCUAUAAAAUGGCUACCUCAGGUUUUCUUCCUGGAGUACAAUUAGAGGCAUCCAUUGAUUCUAAAAAUUGAAGAUGGUAUCAGGCGACUUCUGUUCUGUGUCAAAUGAGUUCAGACCAAAUGUUUGAAUGGCAGCUUACAACACUGGACAGCUUGAUUAUGUCUUGUAUUUAUUUUUCUUCAAUAAUGUAUAUAUUCCAUGUUCUAAAUAUCUUAAGUAGAAUGACUUUUAAGAGAAGAGUUCCUUUAUAGAAGUAGAUAAAAUUUGGAAACACAUUUAUUCAAAAAAUGAAUCAUAUAAUUAAUAAUCAGAUUGAUAAAUAUUAUAUAAAUUUUGUAAUUAAAAUGGAAAUAAUAAUAAAUACAUUAAAGGAUCGGGAAAAAGAAUAAACAAGAAAAAUGAGUCAGUGUAUCUUAAAGCUAGGAUUAUUGGUCUUUAUACCAAAGCUAUGAGACCUGGAUAUCAAGAUAAAAAGAUAUUUUAAUUACUCUACAUUCAUUUUCAGUGCAAAUUAAGGUGCCAACAAAAGUAUGGGAAUCUAUAUUGCUCUUUAUUAAGUAAUUUACCCAGUCAUUGCUAGAAACUGGCAUUUUUUCCCUCAAUAUUUGAAGUUUCAGUUAAUCAUUGUAUUACACUGAGAAUUUAUUUUCAUUGGAGGUUGAGAAAAAGGCAGCUGAAAAAUACUAAAAAUGUGCCAUUCAUAUUUAAGGCUGUAAAUAGACUGGGAAGUACCCUCAAAGGGAGAAACCAUAUAUAGAUACUAAAGCACACCUCUUUAUUGCAAACUUAGCACAACUGUUCAGACAGCACUUUUUUCAGGAAAAAAAAACACACUUCUAGAGAGCAGCUAGCAACUUCAAAAUCAUAAAGUGAAGAUUAUUUUCGGCGUUACUGAAUGUUAGCCAGCUUCGUCGCAGAUGCUUUACAUUUCUCAUAGAUAGUUACAAUAGUCAUCUUUGUAGGUCUUCCACUUUUUAAUUUUUAGUAAAUAGUUUGAAUACUUUUGAUAAUUUAUGUAAAUGCACAUGCAUGACUCAUUAUUUACCUACUUAAUGUCUGUUUUACAGGCUGGGCAGUUCUGUCGUGUUAGUUUUAAUAUUGAUAUUUUUGUCAUAUUUAUAUGCAUUGAUUUAAAAGUGUUUUAUGUUAAUAAAGUGUAGUUCUUUUUUA
Molecule: messenger RNA, 4137 nt
Organism: Penaeus vannamei (Pacific white shrimp)
Lineage: Eukaryota; Metazoa; Arthropoda; Malacostraca; Decapoda; Penaeidae
Source: RefSeq, a predicted model, not a curated record